Molecule: messenger RNA, 939 nt
Organism: Prorocentrum cordatum
Lineage: Eukaryota; Dinophyceae; Prorocentrales; Prorocentraceae
Source: the annotation of a GenBank genome assembly
AUGGGCGACGCCUGCACGGACCUCGCAGCACUCAGCGCGCGCGCGGCGCGGAUAUCUCAGGCAGAGGGCUUCUCGGAGGGCGACUUCGGCAGCGUGGACGACGGGGAUCGCGGCCUCGGGACCAAGGAGGCCCCCGCGGCCCCAGGGGGCUCCAUGGGCCCAGGCGCCGCCCGCGGCGCCUGGCAGUGCUUCCCCAUCCCCGAUGCACUCUCCGGUGCUCGCGAGCCCGCGCGGGCACGCCCCGAGAUCCCUCCGAGAGGCCCGGGGCGGGCCCCGGGCGCCGAGUGCCAGCGGCACGGCUCUGGGUUCGACAGCCUCCGCAAGGUAAUCCAGCACGGCUUCCUCUCCGAGGAGACGGCGGCGCCCACCUGGCACCCCCGGGGGACGCUCCUGCUGUCCGGCGCGCCAGGCUCCGUCGAGGCGCGCCUGAGUGACGCGAAGGAGUUCGUGGAGCUGCGGCCCGAGCUGCAGGGCAUGAUGGUCAAGGAGAGCGAGAAAGGAAGCUACUACGCCAUCCGCAUGUACAGGGACCAGAACCCCUCGCGGGUCCUCCUCGCAUCCGUGCCCGCGAAGCUGCUGGCGGACCACUUCGAGGACUGGCACGACAUCCUGCGGGUCUCUGUGGGGCCGCAGGGCCUGCCCGUGGCGCUGUCCUACCGCGUGCGGCACACGCUGGGCCUGUCGCUCUUCGACCACACCCAGGUCCACCUCUCGGAGUCGACCGUCGCCGAGGGGCCGCGGGUGCCCCCGCGAGUGCAGUCCAAGGACGGCCUCGGUGGCGGCGAGGCCCCAGCCAUCCCGUCGAUCAUCCGCAAGUAUUGGUGGGUAAUCAUGAUCGCGGUGCUCCUGACGAUGUCCGGCGGCGGGGACGACGGCCGCGGCGGCGGCAGCGGCGGCGGCAGCGGUGCCGCCCCUCGCCGGCCCGCGGCCCGCAGCUGA